UGAGUGACGUAAGACAAUACUAGGGGCGUGGACUCAAUUCUCCACAUUCGCAGCAUAACCUAUUUAACGGCAUCUGAGACGAUUAUUAGUUACAUUGUUUCCUUCUGUCAAUCUGUUAUUGCGAUGGCACAAGCCGAUACAAGAAACGAAGUAGCAGAGCGCAUUGGAUACAUCACACGAGUCCAGAAUUUUAGCGCGUGCCACCGAUUGCACAGCCCGACAUUGAGUGAUGAGGUAAACAAGAGGAUAUUUGGGAAGUGUAACAAUCCCAAUGGCCAUGGACACAACUACAAAGUAGAGGUGACAGUACGGGGAAAGAUCGAUCGUCACACAGGCAUGGUGAUGAACCUUACAGAUCUGAAGCAGCACAUCGAGGAAGUCAUCAUGAUUCCGUUGGACCAUAAAAAUCUGGAUAAGGACGUCCCAUACUUUGCCAAUGUUGUCAGCACAACCGAAAACGUGGCUGUAUAUAUCUGGGACAACAUGGUCAAGCAGCUACCAGCCAAUCUUCUCUACGAGGUCAAGAUUCACGAGACUGACAAGAACAUUGUUAUUUAUCGAGGAGAAUAGCCAGCCACAUUCAAUGCCUUGUAAUUAGGUAGAUCGUUACUAAUAUAUAUUAUGUAGUAUGCACAUCUCAUGUUUGAGUUCAUAGAUGGACUUAUACAAUGUGUUAUGAGAGUAUUAAAGUACAGAGUUGGGGUUAUUCUAUUGAAUAGUAUUGUUACUAUUGUGCAUCAUUUGCUGGUGCAAUCCACUCGACAACUUUGUUACAAUAAAUGGAAAAGCUAAUAUUUAAACA
Molecule: messenger RNA, 802 nt
Organism: Coregonus clupeaformis (lake whitefish)
Lineage: Eukaryota; Metazoa; Chordata; Actinopteri; Salmoniformes; Salmonidae
Gene: pts
Product: 6-pyruvoyltetrahydropterin synthase
Exons: 6
Coding region: 124-570 (148 amino acids)
Biological process (GO): tetrahydrobiopterin biosynthetic process
Cellular component (GO): mitochondrion
Molecular function (GO): 6-pyruvoyltetrahydropterin synthase activity
Source: RefSeq, a predicted model, not a curated record